AUGUCUAUGCGUGGGUGGCUCCGAGCGUCUACAUGCACCGCUGUUGUAAGCUCUACCAAGCGUGCAGCUAUCCCUAUAUCCUAUCGCUUCUUUUCGGAGGUAUCAAAAGAUGAUGAGAUCACUAAGGCUGCAGCCGCUGCUGCUGAGGAGACCCUUAUGACGAAGUUACGUGACCAGCAGAUCGCCAAAGCCGAGCGUACCAUUUUGCCAUUCCACGCAACGGAAGCAUGUUUUCCGAACAUUGAAAAGUCGCCGAUGCCAUAUCCGGAAGAGACCGCCAUCGUGUCAGGUACUAGCGAAUGGUCUGUGGGACGCAAGGCCAGGCUCUUUAAGCCAGCACGCAAUCAGAUGCAGAGCGGUAAUUACCAGACCAGACACUGGGAAAUUCGGUUCGAAUCUCCACGUACGUGGAAAAACCCUCUCAUGGGCUGGACAAGCACGGCUGAUCCAUACGUGGGCUUGGUGACCAAGUUUGACACCAAGGAAGAAGCUGAGCGCUUCGCCAAGAAGCAGGGAUGGGAGCUUGAAGUGUGCGAACCUGCCCCGGCUGGCGACUACAACGGCAAAAUUUCAUACUCGCACAAUUUUCUGCCGGAAAACAUUGAGACACUCAUUAAGCAUAAGGGCAAGAAGUCAGCAAUGCAAUUCAAGCACCCGACUGGCCGUCGUAGCAAUUGGGUGAAGACGCUUAAGUAUCACGGUGACGGCGCCGUGGCGCAGCAUGGCGGCGAGGCUAAGGAGUAA
Molecule: messenger RNA, 744 nt
Organism: Peronospora belbahrii
Lineage: Eukaryota; Oomycota; Peronosporomycetes; Peronosporales; Peronosporaceae
Source: the annotation of a GenBank genome assembly